UGCCUGUAUUUGCAAACUUUGUAGUAUUAUAUCUAAGUUUAUAGCAAAUACAUCAAUCUACAAACAUGAAAUUUUCUUUGGUUUUCGUUGCUGUCGCCAUUGUGGCUGUUCAGGCUGGAAAACUGACCGACGAGCAAAAACAAAAACUCGCCUCCUACUACAAAGACUGCAAGGAAAGCUCAGGAGUAGAACAAAUCUCCAUCGAUGACGCUAAAGCCGGAAAGUACCGUGAAGAUCCAAAAGCCAAGGCUUUCUUCUACUGCGUAUCCAAAAAAAUGGGACUCCAAAACGAAGCCGGUGAAAUCCAAAAGGACGUUUUCCUUAUGAAAGUUACCAACUUUUUGGAAAACGAAGAAGAAGCCAAGGCCAUCGUAGAAAAAUGCAACAAACAAGAAGCCACACCAGAGCAGACCACCUACUCUUUGAUGAAAUGCUGUUAUGAAAACUCCAAGGAACACGUCAACUCAAAGCCGAUAAAAGAAGUCAACACAAUUCCAUCGUUUAACAAAAAAUGCAAGGAAGAUUCAGGAGUUGAUCAAACUCUCAUUGACAAGGCUAAAGAAGGUAUAUUUUCGGAUGAAAUCAAAUUUAAAUCGUUUGUUUACUGUGUAUCCAAAAAAGUGGGGCUACAGAAUAUCACCGGGGAAAUUGAAAAGUUGAUUGCGAUAGAAAAUCUAAUAGAAAUUCUCGGAGACAAGGAUCUAGCUGCCGAUUUAACUAAAAAAUGUGCCAAGCAUCGUUCCAGUCCCGAGGAGACGGCUUACCAGACUUUCAAGUGCAUCUAUGAAAAAAAUCCCAAGCAUAAAGUUGUGUUUAUUGAAUAAUUUUUUUUAAAAAUAAAAUUUAUAAAGGGUUUGAAUUAGAAAAAUAUCACUUAA
Molecule: messenger RNA, 878 nt
Organism: Brassicogethes aeneus
Lineage: Eukaryota; Metazoa; Arthropoda; Insecta; Coleoptera; Nitidulidae
Source: the annotation of a GenBank genome assembly